This is a messenger RNA of Archocentrus centrarchus (flier cichlid), 1062 nucleotides long. Its product is annotated as olfactory receptor 4Q2-like. Gene Ontology annotation, cellular component: membrane. The coding region runs from base 1 to 1062 and encodes 353 amino acids. Gene Ontology annotation, molecular function: olfactory receptor activity; G protein-coupled receptor activity; odorant binding. NCBI's taxonomy places the organism in Eukaryota, Metazoa, Chordata, Actinopteri, Cichliformes, Cichlidae. The record is from RefSeq and is a predicted model, not a curated record. The transcript is spliced from 2 exons. Gene Ontology annotation, biological process: G protein-coupled receptor signaling pathway; detection of chemical stimulus involved in sensory perception of smell.
AUGGAUAAUGUUUCAGUAAUUACUAUGUUUACGCUCUCAGGUUUAAGUGGAACAGAAAACUACAGGGUCACUCUCUUUGUCCUCACUUUACUGUGUUACUGUGUGAUUUGGCUGGUAAAUGUGACCAUAAUUGUGACAAUCAUUGCAGAUAAAAACCUUCAUGAACCUAUGUACAUCUUCCUCUGCAAUCUGUGCUUCAAUGGACUGUACGGGACAGCAGGUUUUUAUCCCAAGUUCCUCUAUGAUCUGCUGUCCACCACUCAUGUUAUUUCUUAUGCUGGAUGCCUUGCACAGGGUUUUGUGUUGCACUGUUCAGUCGCUGCUGAAUUCUCUCUUCUAGCUCUCAUGGCCUAUGACAGAUACGUGGCUAUAUGUCGACCUCUGGUGUACCACUCUCUGAUGACUAAAGAAAGAGUUUGUACCUUUAUAUUUUUUGCUUGGCUUCUUCCCGUUUAUCUGAUGUUCAUGAGUACAAUAACAACAGCAAUAUCAAGGUUGUGUGGCUCACAGAUAACAAAGAUCUACUGUGUUAACUGGUUAAUUUCUAAUCUAGCUUGCUCUGCAUCUGUAGCUAAAACUGUUAUUCCAUCUUUUAAUUACACUUUUUGUUUUGGCCAUGUCAUUUUUGUCUUCUGGUCUUAUGUACAUCUGAUCAAAACAUGCCAGUCAUCCAAAGAAAACAGGAGCAAAUUCAUGCAGACAUGUGUACCACAUUUAUUCUCUUUGACAGUUGUUGUUGUAUCUUUGCUUUUUGAUUUGUUAUACAUGCGAUUUGGCUCAAAAGAGAUACCACAAAGUGUUCAGAAUUUUAUGGCAAUGGAGUUUCUCCUCAUCCCACCAAUUAUCAAUCCCCUCAUGUAUGGAUUCAAACUGACACAAAUAAGAAACAGAGUUUUGAAUUUCAUAUGUGUAACUCCACCCACCCAACACAGUUACAUUAUCGCCACAUGCGUGAUGGUGGCCCAAGGCAAGAACCUGAGGCGCCACAUCCUGCAGGACCAAGGAGGUGAUUUCACCUAUGACUGCACAGCACAUGUCGGACAGCACAGUGACAGCCUUUGA